This is a messenger RNA of Limulus polyphemus (Atlantic horseshoe crab), 2921 nucleotides long. RefSeq names its product glycine receptor subunit alpha-1-like. Gene Ontology annotation, cellular component: neuron projection; synapse; membrane. The record is from RefSeq and is a predicted model, not a curated record. The coding region runs from base 19 to 1242 and encodes 407 amino acids. Lineage: Eukaryota; Metazoa; Arthropoda; Merostomata; Xiphosura; Limulidae. The transcript has 8 exons. Gene Ontology annotation, biological process: regulation of membrane potential; signal transduction; chemical synaptic transmission. Gene Ontology annotation, molecular function: transmembrane signaling receptor activity; chloride channel activity; neurotransmitter receptor activity.
GACGUGUGGCCAGUCACCAUGUGGCCUGGAGUCCUUGUGAUUAUCUGGACUGGAAUAAUGACCCAUGGACUUUCAGAAAGGAUCAUUAAAAAAAGUUUGUACGACGACACUGAUCUACGAGUGUUGGAUAGCUUGUUGAUAAACUAUGACAGACGGGUAACCCCUACUCACCAUCUAGACAUUCCAACAAGCGUGCAAUGUGAAGUAUCACUGCGUAGCUUUGGCGCUGUUAAUCCUGAAACCAUGGAUUAUGAAGUUGAUCUUUACUUGAGACAAACAUGGAGAGACGAGAGACUAUUUAAUCCAAAUUUGACCCGCCCUCUGGAUUUGAAUGAUCCUGGUCUUGUUAAGCGCGUAUGGAGACCAGACGUCUACUUUCCAAACGCCAAACAUGGAGAGUUCCAGUAUGUCACAGUUCCGAACGUUCUGGUGCGGAUUUAUCCCGACGGCCAGAUCUUCUACAUGUUGAGGUUGAAGUUAACCUUCUCGUGUAUGAUGGAGUUGGAACGUUAUCCACUCGACUCUCAGAUUUGCACCAUUGAGUUAGCAUCAUUUUCUAAAACAACCCGGGAGGUGGAGCUCCAGUGGAAAAAUGACAAUGCUGUUGAUAUGUACAAAGGGUUAAAACAAGCCCAGUUUGAGCUACAGGAAAUUCGAUUAACUCGUUGUAAGGAAUCUUUUCAAAUCGGAGAGUACAGUUGUCUUAGGGCUGAAUUGGACCUCAAAAGGUCAAUUGGGCAUCACCUUGUACAGUCCUAUUUGCCUACCACACUUAUCGUGGUCAUCUCCUGGGUAUCAUUUUGGCUAGAUGUGGACGCUAUACCGGCUAGAAUCACGCUAGGGGUCACCACCUUACUAACCAUAUCAUCAGAAAGUAGCGACCACCAAGCCAACCUCGCCCCAGUGUCGUAUGUAAAGGCUCUGGAUGUGUGGAUGGGUGUAUGCACGUUCUUCGUCUUCUCUGCUCUGAUUGAGUUUACUUUUGUCAACUUCUUGGCUCGCAGAAGGGGAGUAAAUGAAGGUGCAUCUGGAGGAAGCGGAAAUGAAAACAAUUUGGUGCUCUACAUGACACCAAAGGGCGGCGACAAGACAUUGACCAUCAAAGACAUGGAUCUGCCGGCUACAACGAGAAUGCUGACCCUUAGAGCACGUGCCAAACGGAUUGACCGAAUCAGUCGCAUUAUCUUUCCAGUAGGAUUCCUUUUUUUUAACGGAAUGUAUUGGCCCUAUUACAUGUACUAAGGGUAACCCUUGUUCGUGAGAAUGUGGAACACAAGAAGUAUGUUUCUGAGACAGCACUAAAACAUCAUUAACCUCAACCGGAAGAAACACCAACCAGGAAAGAGUAUUAAUCGAAAGAACAUUUGAUAUUCUAAGAAGUAGCAGAAAUAGUUAAAUUAUUUUGUGCUUAAUGUUACGAUGUCCUAGAAAACUAGCUGAAUCUUUUAAAAGAAAUCCAUAAUUAUGCUUUUGUAUGGUAAAUGGCCUUUGUUUAUUUACGUAGCUUUACUUGUGUAGUGUUGUAUUAAGUUUCAUGCAGAAAGCUACUGUUUAACUGAAAUAAGAAGUUCAUUGCCACCAGUAACUUAGUCAAAAAAAAAAAAACAACACUUGAAAUAACGAAAUUAUAUAUUGGAUUUAAUACAUUUUCAUUUGAGUAGCUCCCUGAUUGGCUGAAACGUUUUACUCAACGAUGUUUCGUUUAAUUACCAAUAAAAAACAACACUUGAAAUAACGAAAUUAUAUAUUGGAUUUAAUACAUUUUCAUUUGAGUAGCUCCCUGAUUGGCUGAAACGUUUUACUCAACGAUGUUUCGUUUAAUUACCAAUAAAAAAACAACACAUAACUAAAUAGGACUCUAAACGAUAGAUUUCAACAGAUAUUUUCUUAUUAUUCACGUGUGUUAACAAUUGUUAGUUUUCGUCAAAACCACGUUUGUAUAUGAAAUUUGUAGAGGAAUAUGUACUAUAUGGAUCUUUUCCAAUUAGUGUUUUACUUCAUUUCUUUAGCUCCCCAGUAGCACAGCGGUAUGUCUUCGGACUUACAACGCUAGAAUCCGGGUUUCGAUACCCGUGGUGGGCAGAGCACAGAUAGCCCAUUGUGUAGCUUUGUGCUUAAUUACAAACAAAUCCUUUCUUUAUCUUCGGCUUUCCUUUUCCAUUUUCUAUAGAUUACAUUAUUUAUGUUUGAGUAAAUAACUUGUUUUUGUUAUUUGUAUUAUUUUGAGAUAGCUGUGGUCAUUUCGGGUAUUUAAUUGGACGCCUGAAUUACGUUUUAAUGACCAGUACCUAUGUUAUGUUUUAACGUACGCAGAAGUGAAAUUGUUAAUGAGGUUAAUUAGCAAAUUGUAGAAAACAGUGACGAUUUUGAUGUAUAAUGUAGCUUAAAUUUAAAAAUGAUAUACAUCAAACAUACAUAUAAUUUUUUUUCUCAGGUUGGCAAUCUUUAUUAUUUAAAUCAAUUUAUUCUUCUUCUUGUUUUCUUAUUUUCGCUACACACUGGGCUGUUUUUACUCUGUCUUCUAUGGAGAAUCGAACUCCGGAUUUUUUGCGUUGUAACUCCAUAGAACAAUUGCAGUACUAAACAAACUUGAAACCACACACUAGUUGUUGAGAGAACCCUCUUUAUGACUGACGUUCUGUAAUUAAGUUUUACCAUGACGUCUCAACAAGUUUUAUAUCGAUGUUUUAAAAUUGAAAAUAUAGUAAACUAUUUUAAGGCCUUUUAACUGUUAUGUAAAAAAAAUUGGGUAUAAUGAGUGUAAUUGUCAAAUUUAUUGUAUAAAUUUGUAUAUUUUGUAAUUUGAUCACGUAAUACUUAAUACAAUUCACAUAAAAAUAAAACCAUGACCAUUAAGUCACCUUCUGCUAUCUCUAUCUGUAACAACUCACCUCUAUACAUUUGUAACACUAAAUAACUAC